CUCUUUGCAGGUGAGGUAGACUGUGUCUUAUGGCCACUAAAAAUAAGACAGAAGUGACUGAAUUUGUGUUGUUGGGCUUGUCCAGCAGGCCAGAGAUGCAGCCAGUUAUUUUUGGAAUUGUCUUUAUCAUGUACCUGAUGGCGGUCAUGGGCAAUGCCCUACUAGUAAUUGUUGCUUGCUUGGACCCCAGGCUUCAGACCCCCAUGUAUUUCCUUCUCCGACAACUUUCUUUGAUUGACAUAUUUCUGACAACCAUCACUGUUCCUCAGAUGCUGGUACACACACUGUCUGUGAAUCAAACCAUUUCCUAUAACCGAUGCAUGAUACAGCUGUUCUUCUUCAUGGCUGUAGGGAGCAUGGAAGGCCACUUGCUGGCCGCCAUGGCAUAUGACCGCUAUGUCGCCAUCUGUGAGCCUUUAAGAUACUCUGCCAUUGUCAGCCAUAUCCUCUGUCUGCGCAUAACCUUGACCUCAUGGGUGAUUGUCAGCCUUAACAGCCUCCUGUACAGUGUGUUGGUCACCCGUUUAACCUUCUGUGGUAACCAGGUGACCCACUUCUUCUGUGACAUCACUCCUCUGUUGAAGCUCUCCUGCACUAGACCAGUGGUCAAUGAAAUGCUAAUCUUCACUGAAGGUGUGGCUGUGGUGGUCAGCCCAUUCUUCUUCAUUUUAGGUUCCUAUGCACGGAUAGGUAUUGCCAUAGCUCACAUACACUCUGUUGCUGCCCUGAACAAAGCUCUGUCAACCUGCAGUUCCCACAUCCUGGUUGUGCUGCUCCUUUAUGGCUCUGUGAUUCGAAUGUAUCUCAAGCCAUCCUAUAGCUACGACUUAGACCAGGAUCGCCAGGUUGCCAUCUUCUACACAGUUGUCACUCCUAUGCUAAAUCCACUAAUCUAUAGCUUCAGGAAUCAAGAAGUUAAAGGAGCUCUGAGAAGGCUGUUUAGGAAAUCCUGCAUCUCAGGCAACUUCCAGCCUGGCUUCCAGGCAAACAAAGAAUGGCAGCACAUCUCCUGAGAACUAUGAAUUAACC
Messenger RNA from Nannospalax galili (Upper Galilee mountains blind mole rat), 1029 nucleotides. Its product is annotated as olfactory receptor 1361-like. Gene Ontology annotation, biological process: G protein-coupled receptor signaling pathway. The transcript has a single exon. Bases 30 to 1013 code for a protein of 327 amino acids. Gene Ontology annotation, molecular function: olfactory receptor activity; G protein-coupled receptor activity. NCBI's taxonomy places the organism in Eukaryota, Metazoa, Chordata, Mammalia, Rodentia, Spalacidae. The record is from RefSeq and is a predicted model, not a curated record. Gene Ontology annotation, cellular component: membrane.